This is a messenger RNA of Andrographis paniculata, 1442 nucleotides long. RefSeq lists its product as uncharacterized. The transcript has 5 exons. The record is from RefSeq and is a predicted model, not a curated record. Bases 79 to 789 code for a protein of 236 amino acids. Lineage: Eukaryota; Viridiplantae; Streptophyta; Magnoliopsida; Lamiales; Acanthaceae.
UUUUUAUCUCCAAAUUCCCCAAUUCUUUUUCCGAAUUAGGGUUCAGUACAAUCGCUUGAUUCAAUCCAUCGGAUCAUCAUGGGUGGUCAUGGCGGUUUGAACAUUCUUCCACAGAAGCGGUGGAAUGUUUACAACUACGAGAAUCGAGAGAAGGUUCGUCGCGACGAGGAAGCUGCGGCCAGGGAAGAGCAGCUCAAGCGCGAACAAUCCCGGAAGCGCGACGCCGAGCUUCGGCUUGAGAAGCUCCGCCAGACCCGCGGCAUACCGAUCCGAGAAUCGGAGAAAUCUGAUGAGAAACCUUCCUCCGUAUCGGCUGAAACUGAAUCUGUCGAUGAGCCCCCGAAACCUUGUGAUUCCAACCACAUCAAUUUGUUUGAGGGCAUCAGGAUCUUUGACCCGAUUAAAGCUGGCGAUGGGAAAAGAGAGAAGAGGGUAGGAAAAUUCGGAAAUGAUAAUAACAGUAAUAAGAAGGUGAAGAAGGAAGAGGUUAGGACUGUGGGUCCUGAGGAGGAGAAAUAUAGGUUGGGGUAUGGAAUUGUGGGCAAAGGAUCGAAGUUGCCUUGGUAUAUGGAGAAGAGAGUGCUUGAAGAGAAUACAGGUGAUGAAGAUGAGGAGGAGGAAUACAAUGAUGUGAAAUCCAAGGAAAAGAAAAGGAGCGUUGGGAAGAAGUCAUUACAGGAGCUGAGGGAGGAGAGGUUAAAGAGAGAGAGAUCAGAGAAAGAGCGGGAAAGGGCUUUGUUGAUGACCAUGUCAAAGAAAAAUGGGGGCUUUUCCUCAAGGAGGAGAUGAGGCGACAUUGCUUUGUAAGACAAGCAAGAGAAGUAGAAGAUUUAAUGAAGAUGGGUAGCUUGGGAAAGCAACCUCUUCUUUUUGCAGCAAAUUUGUCACUUCCAACGUUCCAGGUGAUAACUAUGGAUGCAAACUUGGGGUGUUCUCACUGCAGACAGAGAGUUGCACAAAUUCUUUCAAAUUUGGCUGGAUCAAAAGAAUUCGGCGUUGAUAUUAGUAGGAAACAAUUGAUUGUUAAGGGAGGCAUAAGCUUCAACUAUAAAGGAAACGAAGACAGCGUUAUUAACAAGAAAACCAGGGAUUCCUCCCUUGCAGAUAUUGUAUACAAGUUCUUGAUUAGACACAUUCAGCUCAAUAUGGUUUACGCCCGCCGUUUGAAAAGUGCAGCAAAGAACUGGAUAAAAACAGAAGCAAGAAUCCUCACUGCCCAAUCUUCGACCGAAUCUGAAAGCAGUCUAUUUGCCACCUUGACUACCAACACUGUAACCAUGAAUGUGAAACUCCUGCAUGAAGAGGUGAAUGUGAAUCUCCAUGGAAAGUAAGAGUUAGAAGAAAAGGAAGUGACUCAAAAUGGGUACUUCAGAGAAGAUGGUUAUUAUGUAAUGUAGCAUUGUAAUGUAUAGCUUUUGAAAGUUCAUAUGUCAUACCAGAAG